AUGCAAGGUGUUGUUGACGGCAUCCGGGCUAAUAACAGGUCGGUCUACUACCACCAGAAGUUCCGCCGUGUCCCUGACCUGACCGAGUGCCAGGAGGGAGAUUACCUCUGCUACUAUGAAGCAGAGAUGCAGUGGAGGAGAGACUAUAAAGUGGACCAGGAGAUUGUAAAGGUGGUCCAGGAACGUAUGAGGGCCUGCCAUCAGAGGGAAGGAUCCAGCUAUGAGCAGAACUGUGCCAGGGAGAUAAACCAGUUCAACGAGACAACAAAGAACUUCCAAUCACGCUAUGGGGACCUGGGAGCGUACGCCAGCGGGAGGAAAUGUCUAAUGAAGCAAAAAGAAAGGAUGAUGGCAGCUCAGACCCAGACUGCUUAA
Scomber scombrus (Atlantic mackerel) is the source of this 375-nucleotide messenger RNA. RefSeq names its product NADH:ubiquinone oxidoreductase subunit B10 (gene ndufb10). Lineage: Eukaryota; Metazoa; Chordata; Actinopteri; Scombriformes; Scombridae. The coding region runs from base 1 to 375 and encodes 124 amino acids. The transcript has 4 exons. The record is from RefSeq and is a predicted model, not a curated record.